Clonostachys rhizophaga is the source of this 1362-nucleotide messenger RNA. NCBI's taxonomy places the organism in Eukaryota, Fungi, Ascomycota, Sordariomycetes, Hypocreales, Bionectriaceae. The record is from the annotation of a GenBank genome assembly.
AUGGCGGCAUACCUCACUCAGCGCAUAUGUCACCCUCAUCACGGCAUCACGGUGUCCAGAGCAGGAACACCUGCCCCUGAGAAGAAUGCGAAAUGCUCUGCACCAAUCCCGAACACUGCGGCCAAGAAUGCCCCCUUCUUCACCCCGGAACAAGACCCUCCCGCUGGCACACCGACCGAUGUCCAGCCGUCAGGCAAGCCGAUCCCUAAGCUGUUUACGCCGCUCAAGAUCCGUGGCGUCACGUUGCCGAAUCGUAUUUGGGUCAGUCCCAUGUGCCAGUACAGCGCGCACGAGGGCUUCCAUACGCCUUGGCACAUUACCCAUUACGGAGGCAUUGCUCAGCGAGGUCCCGGUCUUACCAUGAUUGAGGCCACUUCUGUGCAAGCCAACGGCCGCAUUACUCCAGAAGACUCUGGCAUUUGGCUCGAUGCUCACCUAGAUACGUUGAAGAAGCACGUCGACUUUGCGCACAGCCAAAAUGGCCUUAUUGGUAUUCAACUUGCCCACGCUGGACGAAAAGCGUCCACGGUCGCUCCCUGGCUUAGCUCUGGUGCUACUGCUACUGAAGCCGUCGACGGCUGGCCGAACGACGUGGUUGGGCCGAGCGAUGAGGCGUUUAAUGAGCAUUUCCCCAAGCCACGCGCUCUGACAUUAGACGAAAUUGCCCAGUUCAAGCGCGAUAAUGCCUCCGCCGUCCGUCGGGCACUGCGCGCCGGGUUCGACAUCAUCGAGCUCCAUUUCGCCCAUGGGUACCUAGUCUCGAGCUUCCUCUCGCCGGCUGUAAAUAAGCGUACGGAUCAAUACGGAGGCAGCUUUGAGAACCGCGCACGGCUCGCCCUCGAGCUGGUUGAGGAGACUAGAGAGAUUAUCCCCAAGGAUAUGCCUCUGUUUGUUCGCAUCAGCGCUACGGACUGGCUGGAUACUAACCCGGACUGGAACGGCGGCGCAAGCUGGACUGUCGAUGAAAGCGCCAAGCUGGCCAAGCUCUUUGCUCAGCGCGGUGUCGAUGUCUUGGAUGUCUCGAGUGGCGGUAACCACCCUGACCAAAAGGUUAUUGGAGGCCCAGGCUACCAGGCACCCUUUUCCAAGAAGAUCAAGGCGGCAGUGGGAGAUACUAUGCUCGUCAGCGCGGUAGGAAGCAUCAAGACAGGAGAAAUCGCGCAAAAGCUUAUUGAAGGUGGACAAGAUACCAACGAUACGCCACUAGAUUUGAUAGCCGCCGGCCGCAUGUUUCUCAAGAACCCGGGUCUCGUGUGGGCAUGGGCGGACGAGUUGGGGGUCAAUCUUCACGUUGCUCAUCAGAUUGGUUGGGGCUUCGGAGGAAGAGCAUCUAAGAAGACGGCCAAGAUCUCUAUUCCUUGA